UAGGAGCCGGUGUGGGAAAAGGAAACGGAGAGCUCCUUUGCUCCACGUGCAGAGAGCUCGCGGGCAUGGCUGCCGUCGUCGAGGGCUUGCUGGCGCGCGCCGAAGAGCGCGAGGCGGAGACCCAGCGCAGCGUGGCGGUGCAUAAGGAGCUGGAGUUGGACUUCGACGUGGGCAACUUGCUGGCGGUGGACAAAAAUCCGGCUCCGCGCGCCCUUGCGCGAACCUCCUCGGAGCGCGAGGCUCUCCUGCGCGCCUUGGCCCGGGAUAACACUCAGUUGCUGGUGGGCCAGCUGUGGGCGCUGCCGUCGGAGCGGGUGGAAGGGGGCGCGGGGCCCGUGGUGGCCCGUCUGCCUGAAUCCUCGACGCGCUUGCCCAGGGAGAAGCCGCUGCCCAAACCUCGGCCGCUCACCAAGUGGGAGCAGUUCGCGCGCCUCAAAGGUAUCCGCCCGACGCGGAAGAAGCGCGGCACGCUGGUCUGGGACGAGGCCGCCAAAGAGUGGCGGCGGCCCGCCCCUGGACCUGACCCGUGCGGUCAACAAGCAGCUCCGCGAAGAGGAGGCCGACGCCGCCAGAGGCAAGGGCAAGAAGCGCGGGCAGCGGGGCAAGAGGGGUCGACGGCAGCAGCAGAGACCCGGAAGCGCCAGGGGCAAGAGGAGCUCGGGGGCAGGUCGCAGAGGGAACCAGGGGGGGCCUGGAAGCCUCAGCAGCAAAAGGAAAAGAAAAUGAGCCUUCGUUGGAUGGGGUUGCCAUGCUAUCCCAGCUAA
Molecule: messenger RNA, 764 nt
Organism: Python bivittatus (Burmese python)
Lineage: Eukaryota; Metazoa; Chordata; Lepidosauria; Squamata; Pythonidae
Source: RefSeq, a predicted model, not a curated record